Xenia sp. Carnegie-2017 is the source of this 1169-nucleotide messenger RNA. RefSeq lists its product as uncharacterized. NCBI's taxonomy places the organism in Eukaryota, Metazoa, Cnidaria, Anthozoa, Malacalcyonacea, Xeniidae. The record is from RefSeq and is a predicted model, not a curated record. The transcript has 5 exons. The coding region runs from base 62 to 934 and encodes 290 amino acids.
AAAGACAUAAAAACAGGAAAUGUUUUUUCAAUGUUAUUAUUAAUUCGUUUAUACAUUUCAAAUGGCGGACAACAAUUGGAAUGCUUUCAAUACAUCAGAAAGUGGCAACAAUCAGAAUGGAGAUGAUGAUUGGGCAGAUUUUGGUGGCUUUGAGUCUGCAUCACCGGCAUCCAAUAUAUUUGGCAAUUCUUCUGCAUCUGCUACAAUUCCUUGGGCUACAGUAUUUCCUGCAACAUCGUCUCAACAAUCCAACAAUUCUUCUGUCAACAGCCAGCCAAUUAAUUCUGCUGUAUUUAAUGAUGGGGGUGACUAUGCUGUACUCAAAUCUAGUGCUACCAAUAUACCUUCAUUUCAAAACAAUCCCUCUAAUUCCAAAAUUGCUGACCCAGGUCAAGGAUUUGCACCUCAAAGUAGCUCUUUAGGUAACCGAGUAACACAAGAUUUUUCAAGUAAAAUAGACUCUCAGUUACAAACAAGUCUUGUUCAAGCACAACCUUCAGACAUCUCUAGCAUAAAACAAAAGGUUUCAGCCGAGGGUCCGCCUUUGCCUCAAAGAACUGAGUUUCCAUUGAAUGAGGUGUUAAUGACAUCAAGUAAUGUACAAGUAAGCCAAUCAGCCCCACCAUUGCCAAGCAGAGAAAGAACUGGGGAUAGUCGCAGUGCUGUUCAUGAAGCUGAACUAAAAAAUGUUAAAGUUGAAUUAGAAGAAACAAAAAGUAAAGUAAAUGAUUAUGAAGAAAAAUUACAGAUAUCCGAAGAGAAGUUAUCUCUUGCAGAAAGAGAAAAAAUCAGAUUGGAAAAGAACAUGGAAGAAAUGAAAGCUAAGUAUACCGAAGCCACGCAGCUAGCAAAAGAUCAGUAUCUUGAAUUACAAAACAGAAAGAAAUGUACGAUCAGUUGCAGGACGAACACGAGGAAAAAGUUAAGAAACUGAGGGAAGCUGGACAAGAGUCAUUUGCUCUAAUAGUUCAAGAAUACAAGGUUUAAAUUUCCUUUUUCCGACAAGUAUUGAUUGAUUUAACGUGCAAUAAUCAUCUCGAUAUUUUGUCAAGUGCUUUCGUAGAAAAUGGCUUGUUAUUUAUUUUCAAUUGCGUCUUUAUUUUGAAAGGCAUUAUCGACAACAGCUGUAUCACAGGAACGCGAGAGAAAUGAGAAACAUUUACAUAAAA